UGAGGGGCGUCACCGGAAGUACGGCGGCCGCCCGGAAAGAGAGCGGAAGGGGGCAAGACGAUGCGCCACUUCUCCUACGGUGGCCUGAAGGAGCGGCGAAGUGAUUACGAGGGAAUUUAUCAUUUCUGGGAGCUGCACUCGCGAUGUCUUUCAAGAGAGAAGGGGACGACUGGAGUCAGCUCAAUGUGCUCAAAAAACGGAGAGUGGGAGACCUGUUGGCCAGUUACAUCCCGGAAGAUGAGGCGCUGAUGUUACGGGAUGGACGCUUUGCAUGUGCCAUCUGCCCUCACCGACCUGUCCUGGACACCCUGGCCAUGCUGACUGCCCACCGUGCAGGCAAGAAACAUCUGUCCAGCCUGCAGCUUUUUUAUGGAAAGAAACAGCCAGGAAAGGACGUGGAGCAAAAUCCAAGACAGCAGAAUGAAUCGAGGGAAGAGACCACAGUUGAAGCUCCUCUGCUAACCCAGACUCGCCUUAUCACCCAGAGUGCUCUGCACAGAGCUCCCCACUAUAACAGUUGCUGCCGCCGCAAGUACAGACCAGAAGUUCCUGGUUCCUCUGUCUCUCGUUCUCCUUUGCCAUCAGCUGCAGAGCUGGAACUCCAAAGUGGGAAAAUCAGUAGGGAACCUGAGAGUGCGGCUGACCCACAGGCCAAGGAGUCAGCAACUGUCUCAGCCCCUGCACCUAUGAGCCCCUCAAGAAGACGGGCCCUGGAUCACUACCUCACUCUUCGAAGGCACAUUAGCAGGGAGCUGGAUCAGAAGUGGAGCAGCCAGGACUCGAACCAGUGCUCAUAUGGAAUGCUGGCAUCCCAGCUCUGGAUGGAUCCCGGAUGGAAGAGGUCGAUGGGUAAAAGAUGAAAAUGUUGAGUUUGACUCUGAUGAAGAAGAACCACCUGAUCUGCCCCUGGACUGAUACUCUCUUUCCCCAUUCAUUUCAUAAAUAAACUGGUGGGCACUGGGAGCCUAACUUUC
Molecule: messenger RNA, 974 nt
Organism: Oryctolagus cuniculus (rabbit)
Lineage: Eukaryota; Metazoa; Chordata; Mammalia; Lagomorpha; Leporidae
Source: RefSeq, a predicted model, not a curated record